Molecule: messenger RNA, 2481 nt
Organism: Fibroporia radiculosa
Lineage: Eukaryota; Fungi; Basidiomycota; Agaricomycetes; Polyporales; Fibroporiaceae
Exons: 17
Coding region: 1-2481 (826 amino acids)
Biological process (GO): DNA biosynthetic process; Okazaki fragment processing involved in mitotic DNA replication; lagging strand elongation
Cellular component (GO): nucleus; mitochondrion
Molecular function (GO): DNA ligase (ATP) activity; ATP binding; DNA binding
Source: RefSeq, a predicted model, not a curated record
AUGCCCUCGAGUUUUAAGCCAGCACCCCCUCAGCAAUCCAAACUCGAGGAGGCGUGGGGUAGUAAGUCUAAGCGGGAAGAACUAGUUCGUGAUGUGAAGAAGGAAGUUGUUUCCCGGAGCGCGGAGGACUUAGAGGGUUCGGGGAAGCGUAAACAGUCGCCGCUCCAUCCAGAUGUAUCCAAAGCACAGCAGCCGAGGCUGAAGAAACGUCGAGUGGUAGACUCAGAUGACGAGGAUCGACCAUCAGCACCAGUACCAGCAUCUCCCGAGUCUAAGCCUGCCCCUGCAGACUCGCGUAGCGAUACUGAUGCACCUGUAGCGUCAGAGCGCACUUCGCGUAACAUAGAGGCCCGCACUGAGGCAAAAUCAGCGAAGUCUAGAGGGAAGCAGGUCGUGCGAUCCGAUUCAAGUCCAAAAACCAUAGCUCCGGAAGAAGAGAGUACGUCGUCAGAUGCUGAUGGCGGUGAGGGUGAUGAUGCGGAAGAGCUCGAAGAAGAGGAAGAUGGUGCUGCCUCGCAGAAUGCUGAAGCCGCACUCUCACGAACGAAAGAAGUAGACAUCCCCGGGGGCUGGGAAGUUGGCGAGCCCAUCCCGUAUGCUGCACUUACGAAAGUGUUCUCACUUAUCGAGGCCACGACGAAACGUUUAGAGAAGACGGCCCUAUUGACCGCUUUCUUUCUGCUAGUGAUCCAGCGGAGUGCCAAGGGAGAUACAGAAUCUAUGCUACAGGCAGUCUACCUUUGUAUAAAUCGUUUGAGCCCCGACUACAUCGGCAUUGAGCUCGGAAUUGGUGAGAGCCUGCUCAUCAAAGCCAUUGGUGAAUCGACCGGUCGCAGCCUCGCCGUUGUAAAAUCAGAGUUGAAGAAGGAAGGAGACUUAGGCCUUGUGGCGAUGAACUCGAAGAACAGCCAGAAGACGCUCUUCAAGCCCAAACCGCUGACGGUCCCUUUUGUGUUCACGAAUCUCAAAGACAUUGCGCUUAGCACUGGACACUCGUCGCAAAAUAAGAAAGUCUCGAUCAUCACGAAACUCCUUGCUGCGUGCCAAGGCUCCGAAGCAAAGUAUAUCGUCCGAAGUUUGGAAGGUAAACUUCGUAUAGGAAACGCAGAGCGAACUGUGCUGGUAGCUCUCGCACAUGCCUUCGUGCUAGCUGAGCAGGAGCGAGCGAACAAGAAAAUCAACAGCGAGAAGCUCACAGCCCGGCUAGAGGAGAGUGCGAACGUUGUCAAAUCUGUUUACAGCGAGCUUCCGACCUACGAUCUCGUUGUACCUGCUCUUCUAGAAGCUGGCAUUGAUAAACUCCGAGAGAAGUGUAAACUCACGCCAGGUGUCCCGCUCAAACCUAUGCUUGCCAAGCCAACCAAGGCGAUUGGGGAGGUACUCGACAGAUUCGAAAACAAACGAUUUACUUGCGAGUAUAAAUACGAUGGCGAACGUGCUCAGGUUCACAAGCUGGAAGAUGGCACGGUCGGAGUCUUCAGCAGGAAUUCUGAAGAUAUGAGCAAGAAAUAUCCUGACCUCAUGGAACAACUCCCUAACUGCAUCAACGAAAGCACAAAAUCCUUCGUUUUGGAUGCUGAAGCAGUCGCGAUUGACAAAGACACGGGGAAAUUGAUGCCCUUCCAAGAACUCAGUCGUCGGAAGCGUAAAGAUGUCAAGGUGGAAGAUAUCAAAGUCCGCGUCUGCCUGUUUGCUUUCGACCUCCUUUAUCUGAAUGGCGAGCCUUUGCUGCAGAAAUCCCUUGCCGAGCGUAGGCUGCUGCUGCGAGACCAUUUCCAACGCGUGCCUGGAGAGUUUGACUUUGCAAAGUCUUCUGAUUGCGAGACGACCGAAGAAAUUCAAGCGUUCCUGGAAGAGAGCGUGAAGGACGGGUGUGAAGGUCUAAUGGUCAAGAUGUUGGAAGAGGAUCCUAGCUUUUAUGAACCUAGCCGAAGAAGUGUCAACUGGCUGAAACUCAAAAAGGACUAUCUUGCUGGUGUUGGCGACUCACUCGAUCUUGUGGUGGUGGGUGCGUACUAUGGGAAGGGCAAACGUACGAAUGUGUACGGUGCAUUCCUUCUCGCGUGUUAUGAUGCAGACGCGGAGGAAUAUCAAACUAUCUGCAAGAUUGGCACAGGAUUCAGCGAAGAGGCUUUGCAGGCACACCACGAUACGCUUAAACCACUCGAGACUACGAAGGCACGGGCCGACAUAAAAAUUGGCGGUGCGAAGCCGGACGUCUGGCUUGAGCCAAAGGUUGUGUGGGAGGUGCUCACAGCCGACCUGAGUCUGAGCCCCAUAUAUACUGCGGCACAGGGAUUGGUUGAGGAAAGAGGAAUAUCGUUGCGAUUCCCAAGAUUCAUCAGAAUCAGAGACGAUAAAUCCGCCGACGAUGCGACCGGGCCAGAGCAGAUUGCGGAGAUGUACGAACGACAAGCACUCGCGCAGACCAAAGGAGGCAAAAAGAAGGGCGGCGGCGACGCAGAUGACGGGUUUUGGUAA